Molecule: messenger RNA, 839 nt
Organism: Phyllostomus discolor (pale spear-nosed bat)
Lineage: Eukaryota; Metazoa; Chordata; Mammalia; Chiroptera; Phyllostomidae
Gene: TCEAL9
Product: transcription elongation factor A like 9
Exons: 3
Coding region: 277-591 (104 amino acids)
Source: RefSeq, a predicted model, not a curated record
AAGUCCUGCUAGUCUGCUUCUUGUUCCUGCCUGGGUACCAGCUUCCUUCUGUAGCUCGAUGGCCGAUGCCUGAGGCCAGGGAAGGCAAAGGAGUCAAUUGGCCAGAAUUUUGCAGAUCUGCAGAUAUGUUGUCCACUAUACUACACAACCACUAGAAAAGACAAGAAACUGACCGGAUCAGUACUGAAGCAAUUAUAUUCAAAGAAAAAUAAGCAGGAGAAAAAGAAGGGAAGAGAAAAAAGAAAAGAGGAAAGGAAGGAAGAGGACAGGCACAAGAUGAAACCCUGUCAAAAAAUUGAAGGAAAACCAGAAAAUGAAAGUGAACCAAAGCCUGAGGAAGAGCCAAAAUCUGAGGAAAAGCCAGAGGAGGAGGAAGAGCCAAAGGAGGAGGAAAAAACAGAAGGAACACUUAGAGAAAAGCUGAUUCAGUCUCUCCAGGAAUUUAAAGAAGAUAUACACAAUAGGCAUUUAAGCAAGGAUGAUAUGGUUAGAGAAGUAAAUGAAUUAGAUGAGAUAAGGAGAGUAAGAAACAAACUCACAGUGAUGCGUUGGAAGAUUAAUCGAAACCACCCUUACCCCUAUUUAAUGUAAGCUACCUUGAUUUUUAUUUUUUUCUAAUAUUAACAUUGCCAUAUAGCUUUCUUUGGAUUUGCAUUUUCCUGAUAAACCUUUGUUCAUUUUUCUACUUUUAAGGUGUUGCUAUAAUAGUGGUUUUUAGAUUCUUCUCUUGCUUCUACAUCUCAUUGUUUAUCAUAUUUUGAACAAAUCUUUAAGUGUCUGCAUUUUAAUAGGAGAGAGAGCUUUACUCGUUUGUACAAAAAGAGGUUCCUGACAGGAUA